This is a messenger RNA of Carassius carassius (crucian carp), 2122 nucleotides long. RefSeq names its product rap1 GTPase-GDP dissociation stimulator 1-B. Gene Ontology annotation, cellular component: cytosol. NCBI's taxonomy places the organism in Eukaryota, Metazoa, Chordata, Actinopteri, Cypriniformes, Cyprinidae. The coding region runs from base 335 to 2017 and encodes 560 amino acids. Gene Ontology annotation, biological process: positive regulation of GTPase activity. Gene Ontology annotation, molecular function: guanyl-nucleotide exchange factor activity; protein binding. The record is from RefSeq and is a predicted model, not a curated record. The transcript has 14 exons.
GGGAGGAUUGCAUCGGCAAGAGAGACAGACACACACACACACACACAGAAAUAAUAGGGCAUGUGAAUUAGCCAAAGUGGAUGCAGCAUCACUGAGAGGCGCAGAGUGAAAGUGAGGGAGUGAAUGGCAGCGAGGGACCAGAAGAAUACGCAUGUGUGAUCAGCACAAACGGGAAGGCUGAGGAGCUGAGCAGAGGAGAGGAGAGGAGAGGCACUGCUGCUUCACUGAAUUCGGGCGAUCUCAGGGCUGGAGCCGUCCAUACUUCCUCGUGGAGGGCUGCUGUUCUAACCACACACCGCCGGGACACACACAGAGACUCAGAGGACCUGUGGUCAUGGCAGACAUGGAAUCUCUCGGUGAGGCCCUGAAAGCCAUCAGUGUCAGCACAGAGCUGGUGGAGGAGGAGCUGAAGCCUCAUCUGGAUGUUCUGCUCAACCUCCUAUUAGAGAAGAAGAAAGGAACAGCAGAGAAAAUAGUGUCGAGUGGUGUUCUGCCCAUACUUGCUCAAGUCCUGAGGAAGAAGAGUCCCCUCACCUCUCAGGUCACCUUACUGGUAGCAGAGAUGGCCAGAGAAGCUGCUGUGAGGGAGCGCUGUAUUGAAGCAGGUCUGGUGACCGCAUUAGUGCCUUUACUGAACAACCCAGACCAGGACCAGCUCCUGCACACAGGCCGAGCAAUUGGACGGAUCUGCUUUGAAAAUGCUGUCCAGCAGACACAGCUGGUGGAGAAUGGUGUAAUCCCCAGGCUGGUGGCCAUAAUGCAGCAGUAUCCUGAGAAUGACCCACUGGUAAACGUCUGCCUGCUGGCACUCUGCAACCUUGCUGAUGUGGAUGCUGCACGAGAGGCCCUGGUGGAAGUGGGUGUAGCGGAGGUCUUGACCUAUCAGCUGAAGCGGGCACCAGACGCAGAACGCCGCCAUCUCAUCCUAGAGGUUCUUGGGUCACUGGGAGAGAGUGAUGCUCUGAAACUGCAGUUUGUGGAAGCAGGCGUGCCCGAGGCGCUCUCUGAAAUGAUUCGAACUCUUCAGGGUGGCUCUGACACACAUGACCUCUGCAGCAUUAAAGUGGCAUCAAACCUCAUAGUGACCCUCCUGCUGGGAGAUGAAUCAAUGCAGAAGUGUUUUGGGGAAGGGACAGGGAUGGUGUAUCAGGAUGUUCUCUCCUGGCUACAGUCGGCAAAUACUGAGCUGCAGUUGUCAGGAGCCCUGGCCAUUGCUAACUUUGCCAGAAAUGAUGGCAACUGUGUGAAGAUGUUGGAUUUAGGAGUUGUUCCUCGUAUUCUGGACCUGCUGGAGCAGCAUGUAGCAGAGGGAGAUGUAUCUGUGCAGCACGCUGGCCUCAGUGCACUUCGAAAUCUUGCUAUUCCAGCUUCUAAUAAGGUGCGUAUGUUGGAGGAUGGAGUCACAGAGAGGAUCAGGACCCUGCUGCGCUCCGACAUGCCCCCCGUGCAGUUCAAACUGCUGGGCACUUUGCGCAUGAUGGUGGACGGCCAAGAGGAAGCAGCUUCAGUUUUAGGGAAGGAUGAGGUUCUGUUAGCACGGGUGAUGGAGUGGUGCGAGGCUAAAGAUCACGCUGGUGUCAGAGGCGAGGCCAACCGUCUUUUAGCAGCUCUCAUAAGACACAGCCGAAACCCUGAAGUCAUCCACACUGUCAUUAAAGCAGAUGGAGUCCAACAUCUCAUCUCAAUGGCAACCAGUGAGCACGUCAUCAUGCAGAAUGAGGCUUUAGUUGCUUUGGCCAUUGCUUCUGCAAUAGACAUCGAGGCAGUGCAAGAACCAUUUCGGGAUGCAGAUCUCCUUCCCACCUUGCAGAAGAUGCUAGAUGACCCUGUUGUGGCCGUGGAGGUCAAAUUCAGUGCUUUAGGCCUCAUCUGCAGCCUUGCCAACUCUAGCAUGUUACGGGAGCAGAUAACGUCUCUAAACCUGAGGGACACCCUGUCCAAACUGUCCGCUCACACCAGCACAAAGCUGGCUAAGCAGGCCGACAUGGUGAUGGCUGUUCUUUCUGAGACCGCUUAGACUUGCAUAGUCAUCUUCUUGACACACGUACAGUCAGAUAUCCUUGUGGGGAUAUUUUCUGACAUUUCAUCCCCAUAAGGAUAGUGAAACAAACACACACACACA